UCAUUUUGCAACUGUGUUUUGUUUUUGUUUAAUAUCAUUUGCUAUGGCAACGCGUAUCAUUGUAAAUAUUCCAUAAAAUCGCGGGAGACUAUUGUUAUUGGAUUAUUUUUAUAUCGGGAUGAGAGGCUAGACACUGUUGCCGAAUUUACUCUCACGACGGCUUGUAUCUAAAGUAGGCUGUGACAGUGACAAUGUUCUUAAAUUUGAAUUUAUUGUAUUACUUGUAUUGUGUUGGAGGAUUUUUUCGUUGAAAAUCAUAAAAAUUGUGAAGUAACUUCAAGUUUAAAUGUUUGACUCUGCUCGGAGAUGAUUGGUUAAAGAACCCAACGAAUACCGAAAUAUUUGCAAAAUGUCAAUGUGGAGAACUGUCAAAAUUUAGAAAAUGACAGUAUUUUAGUACGAAUUUGCGAAUCUAAUUAAAAAGGAAUAAUUAUUGUCAAGAGAUAGGAUUAAAAAGAUUAAAAUCUUAAGCGAAACGAAUAUCAUAUUCCACGUUAUUUAUCGUUAUUUACGCAAGUAUUAAAUAUAUACAGACAGGCAUAUAACCUUAAAGUGCGCUAUAAGUUUAAAUAUUAAUUAAAUCUUGUCGCGCAAUAACAUUAGAUCAUUUUAUUUUUUUACUGAUAUUACUUGUGCAAUAUUAUGAAAGUAUAUAAUGGAGGUUUCAGAGACAAGAAAUCUUGUUAGAGAUUUGGAUUUAACCCUACAACCUCGUAUAUUUCCACGAUAUAAAACUUGGCUUCCCCUUGCUACACAACAGUUAAGACUCAGAAAUCUUAUACAAAUAAUAGGAUGCAAUCUGAAAACAGAUAUGAAUAACGAAAUUUGUUGGUUUUAUUAUACAUUACAUAGAACAAGCAUGUCUUCUCCUAUAUAUACAAGCGAGGCAAUCGACAAUGUAAAUCCAAGAUGGUCAAGUUUAGAAGUACCAAUUAUAUAUGCCACCAGUUAUUCUACUGCCAAUGAAGUCAUUGUAAGAUUAUGGAAAAGGAUGAUCAUCGAUAAUGUAACAACUGAUUUGACCAUAUUUACGUGGGGCGUAUCUUUUACUGGCUUGGCAUAUAUUGGUCCAAAAUUACCAAAUAAUUUAGAAACUAUUUUGAAAGAAAAUUCUUUAAUUUUCCAAUUUCAUGGUGGAUAUUUUACUCCCAUAUACUGUUUUGUUGAAAUUCCUGAGUUAAAAAGGUAUCUACGUAUAAAAGUCAAUACAUCUGAAAUAAGAGAUAGUUACACAGUGAGUAAGCUUAGCAGCUUAAGAAAUAAAAUGCAAGCAUUGAAACAGCAAACAGAAUCAGUACAGACACUUCGGAUGCAAAUUGCUUCUGGAGAUAACUUUCAUACGUCAAAGUAUUCACAAUCCUCGUUAAACAGAUUAUUUCAACCUCGUAAAGUAAACAGGGAGAAGAAGGCAGAAAUAUUAAAAAUACGCAAAGAAUUAGAGGUAGCAAAAUUUAGAACAAAAUUGUUAGAACAAGAAAGAGCAAGAAAAAUGGGAGAAUUGAGAGUGUUGAAUCAGAUACAUUCUAAUAUUAUGGAAGAAAAUCAAGAUUAUGGUUCCACUUUAAUGGAAAGGUAUAGAGAACUAAAUAAAGACAUUGAGAGACUACACGAAUGGCGCCAAAAUCAAAUAGAUACGAGAGAAACAUAUAUUCAGUUGAGUAGUCAACUUGCUCAUAGAAGAAAACAAUUGAUUUCGGAAUUAAGCUUGAUAUAUCCCAUUUCUCAGGGUGGAAAUGGAAAAUUUAGAAUACACGAUGUUCAUUUACCGGAUAGCGAAGAUUUAGAAUUAUCAAAUGACACUGUAGUUGCUGUAGCAUUGGGAUUCGUUGCACAUACUACACAAAUGAUUGCUAAUUUUCUUAACAUACCUACUAGAUAUCCUAUUAUACACUAUGGGUCACGUAGCAAAAUUAUAGAUCAUAUUACAGAAAAUUUACCCGAUAAUGAAAGACAAUUUCCUCUAUUUGCUCGAAGUAAAGAUAAAUUACAGUUCCGUUAUGCUGUUUACUUACUAAAUAAAAAUAUAGCUCAAUUAAGGUGGUACUGCGGCCUUCCAACAACAGACUUAAGAGCAACGCUUCCAAAUCUUGCUACUUUGAUAAAUAUUAAACCAAGUCAAUCUCAUUUGGAUAAUUCAAAACGGACGUAUUCUACUUCGUCUUUAGAUAUUGAAGUUGGAAACAGUAAACAAAGUAUAACGCCACCGAUACGAAAAAUAAUUUUUGAAAAAUGUCACCGAUCUUCACGAUCUAUGUGCCAACUGAAAAGUAUAAAAUCUUCUCUUGGUUCUUCUUUGGACCAAGGUUUAGAUAAACCAGUGCAGUCCCUUGUUUUAGGUAGUCAAUCGAAACGAAUUUGUAAGUCGGAAGAAAGUGCUAUAGACAAUAAAACAUUGGUACUAGUAAAAGAUAGAUCAAGUAAUAGUAGUAAUGAAACUUUAAAUAAUGCUAUUUUAAAUAAUAUAACAAAUAUUGAUGACAAUUCUCAAAUAAAUAAUGAAAGUGCGAUAGAAAAUAACAUCGAGAUUAUGAUACCAACUUCAGUGUCGAAGUCGACUAAUGUUACAGAUAGUUUUGAGGGUUCUGUAAGUGUAAGAGAUCGAAGCUCAAAUUCUAUAAGUAGCUGCGAAAUGGCACUUACUAGCAGUCAAAACGGGGAUGACGUUUCAAAUGAUAAUAACGUAAUUAAAAAAGAUGAAACUGUAGAACCUAUUUCGUUUAUUAAUGAUAUUUUAAUAAAUAUCACUGAUGUAGAUAAUACUUUAAAGAAUGAAAGGCACGAUAAAGAUUAUAAUUUAGAAAAUGAAGCUCCAGAAGAUUGUGAUAAACUCCAAAUGGCACCUAAUGAUAAAAGUUUUAGCGACCAUGAGUAUAAUUCAGUUGCAACAGAACCGUCAAUGUGUAGCAAAGAACAUUUUACUAAAUCAUGUUUGUCUUUAGACGAUAUAAUGUCUUGUGCUUAUGAAGAAACUGAGAAGAAACAAAGGACAAAUUCUAUUUGUAGUUAUCCAGAAGAAUAUCUUUCAUCGAAAUAUCUUACGUCGCGAAAACGAUAUAAUUCUGAAUCGAAAAAAGAUCGAGUAGAUUCUGUACACUCUAAAAAUUGGUGCCACAAGAAUACAAACAGAGAAUCAAUGCUGGAAACGGAAUUGAUACAAACAGCACAGAAAUCGGAUUGUUAUUCAUAUGACGAAACAACCAAAUGUGACUUUCAAACAUCAAGCGAAUACAUAGAUAUCAUUAAACGUAGUUCAGAAAAUGUAUAUGCACGCACUGAAGCUUUAGCCAGUAAGAAAACUAGUUUUAAAGUUAUGAAACGACUGUAGUAUUUACAUACUAAAAUCGAACAAAAUAUUGUCAUUGUUGUAAUAGUUGAUAUCCGAACGCACCAGAUCCAAAAAAUGUUCACUGCAUGUUACAUAGA
Molecule: messenger RNA, 3423 nt
Organism: Frieseomelitta varia
Lineage: Eukaryota; Metazoa; Arthropoda; Insecta; Hymenoptera; Apidae
Gene: Uvrag
Product: UV radiation resistance-associated gene protein
Exons: 9
Coding region: 656-3325 (889 amino acids)
Biological process (GO): SNARE complex assembly
Cellular component (GO): lytic vacuole; endosome
Molecular function (GO): SNARE binding
Source: RefSeq, a predicted model, not a curated record